AAACGAUCAUUAUGACUAAACAUCUUGUUUUUUUCCCGAUCACUUUUAAUCGACCUCUCGUAUUUCAACAUUGGAGUCUGUUCUUUUCCUGUGUUUCAUUUUCCUGUCAAAGCUAGCAGAGCCGUUUGAAUCAUCAUGUAAUUUGAGCGUUUCCUCUCUGAGCGCGCCUCCUCCUCUUCAGGGAGGGGAUUUAAGCCAAGUUAGAUGUUUGUCUAAUUCGGGUUUCCUGGCAGAGCAAUCAUGAACUCCACGGUGAAGAAGAUAGAAAUUGCCUACAACUCCAUCAACGAAAGGAACACCUUCACCAAUGGAGACUUCAUUACAGGACAAGUCACUGUGGAAAUGGGCAAAGACUCCCAGAUCGAGUCCCUGUUUGUUAAGUUCAAGGCGAAGGCUGAGGUGAUGUGGACAGAGACGCACGGGGAUCAUACUGUCGUGUACCACUCCAAAGACAAAUACUUCACUCAGAAACAGUACUUCAUACGAAAUAAGAAUGUCAAAGAGAAGCAGCAUGUCCAGCUGACAAACCAGAAUACUACAUCAUACCCCAGCGUUCUGGCCCCAGGAGUUCAUGUCUACCCAUUCUGCUUUCAGAUCCCUUUACAGGGUAUCCCUUCCUCCUUCAAAGGGAGUGAUGGUAAAAUUGUGUUCUCGCUGGAAGCAGAGUUGAGCAGGUCAAUGAGGAUCAACAAGAAAUCUUCCACCACUAUCAACUUUGUGGCAAAACCGGACCCAAACACCCUCCCUGGGCUGAUGACCCCUGUGCGUAAUUCAAAGGAUAAGAAAAUGCAUGUCUUCACCUCUGGGUCUGUAGCGAUGGAGGUUAAUCUUGAAAAAUCUGGUUUCUUCCAAGGGGAAGGAAUAAAGGUGGUGUCGUCCAUCCAGAACAAUUCCUCUCGGGAGGUCAAGCCCAAGUACUGCUUAUACAGAAAGCACAGCUUCUAUGCACAAGGGAAUAAAAGAUACCAUACUAAAGAUCUCGUAAAAGAGGUUGGAGCAUCCAUCCCUAAAAAAACAUCAGAAACGGUCAAACAGGUUAUUACCAUCCCCCAUGAUGCUGAGCCAUCCAUCCUCAACUGCAACAUCAUCAAAGCAGAGUACAGACUCAAGGUGUACCUUGAUAUCAAGUUUGCUUCAGAUCCAGCAAUCAAAUUUGAUAUCGUCAUCCUGCGGGGGUCCCAGGGGUCUGCUGGCUUACCACCAUCAUAUUCUGCUGCUGCUGGCCUUGGACCGGAAGCCUUUGGGAAUUCAGCCCCUGCACCAUGGAACCCAGCCCCUCCAUCAGGGAACCCAGCCCCUCCUGCAUGGAACCCAGCCCCCCCUGCAUGGAACCCAGCUCCUCCAUCAGGGAACCCAGCCCCUCCAGCAUGGAAUCCAGCUCCUCCGGCAUGGAAUCCAGCUCCUCCGGCAUGGAAUCCAGCUCCUCCGGCAUGGAACCCAGCUCCAACACCAGGGAAUCCAGCCCCUCCACCAGGGAACCAAGCCCCCCUACAACCAUCAUCAGUAUCUUCACCUUUACCUCCUUCUUAUGGCACACAUCAACUAUACCCUUCUCCAAACGAUUUUUCUCAGAAAAAGUUUUAACAAAGCUUGGUCAGUCCUCACAGAAUGGACUCUGGUGUUCAAACAUGAAGUUACGAAGAGGUCUUUACGGAGACGUCAUGUGCUUUCAAUCAUAUUUGACAUGGUUUGACUUACUUGCUUUUUUUUUUAAAUACAACUUUAAACAACUAUACUUUUAGUAAUAAAAAUGAAAGAUUUUAUUCAAGAGUAUAUAUUUUUAAUGCUUAACAGUAUGUAUUUUUAAUGCAUGCUUAAACUAAUCAGCUAACUAGACUAGGAGCAUGUGGCUGUGUCUUUCACUCUACUAAACUGCCAAAUUCAGGGAGAUCCUGUACCAAAACAGUUUUCAAAUCUAUAGAAUUAUUAUUUUAUGGAUUAGCUCUUCUAAUCAGGAUGUGCUGAAACGUCGCUGAAAAGUCAAGUUGAUCCAAAAGACUGCAGUCGGUCAUGCUUUUAAUCAAAGCUGCCCUUAAUCAGCUGCAUGGUAACACCUUUUUAAAUAGCUCCCUGCUAAAGACAUCAUAGGUUCAUGUGUUUGCAGAGCAGCAUUUACCUCACAUGGUUUGAUUGUUUCCACAAUGAGAAGCAGAGUCUUCUGCCAUCAUGUUAAGCUUGAGAAGAAGACUGCCUCAUUGCGUCAGCCUUUUCAUUGUUCUGGAUUCCUACAAAGAGGCUCAUUCUUGGAUGCUGGACCUUCACAGCUCCCCUCUUUUUCUGCGUUUUGGUGUUUCUUUUGGUGCUUUUAGGGUGGUAAAAUGAUGGUUAAUCUGACUAUGAGUUCCUUGUUCUCUACCUCACACACAGAUGCUGUGAAUUUCCCUCAAGUUUCUCCUUUCAGCAUGCUUGCUAAUAAUCUAAAUUCAUUUUUUCUAUUGUAUCAGAGGAACAAAUAUGCAAUUAACAAUACUGCAUCAUUUUGAUAGGAGAAAUGGCUAAUUUUUGACAGCAUUGUUACAUAGUUUAUUCUAAAGACAAAUUUUCUUUACUGUUUUCUGUAUAUAAUCAUAAAAUAUGAUUCAAUCUG
Oryzias latipes (Japanese medaka) is the source of this 2587-nucleotide messenger RNA. RefSeq names its product arrestin domain-containing protein 3. The record is from RefSeq and is a predicted model, not a curated record. Lineage: Eukaryota; Metazoa; Chordata; Actinopteri; Beloniformes; Adrianichthyidae. Gene Ontology annotation, biological process: protein transport. Gene Ontology annotation, cellular component: plasma membrane; cytoplasm.